AUUUUCUGCAAUAAUGCAACUAAAAGCAGAAACUUUAGCAAAAGCUCUAAAAAAAGUUUUCUUUUUUUUUUAAUAGUUUGUUACCCUAAAAUUGGUUUGUUUAGAGCUAGAUACUGCACUUUUGCAGUAUUUAGUGCGCUCCUAAUAAGUUUUAAAAAUUUACUUAAAAAAAUAGUUUUUAUGCUAGGUUGUACUUAUAACUGCAGCAGAUUUUUAAAGUAA
Cucurbitaria berberidis CBS 394.84 is the source of this 222-nucleotide messenger RNA. RefSeq lists its product as uncharacterized. The transcript has 2 exons. Lineage: Eukaryota; Fungi; Ascomycota; Dothideomycetes; Pleosporales; Cucurbitariaceae. The record is from RefSeq and is a predicted model, not a curated record. The annotation marks the transcript as partial.